GGACACACGCCCUCGCGUCGGCACUCGUCUGGGUCUGCCACCUCCCGGCUGGGGGCGUGAGGGUUGGGCGGGGGCUCCGGGGUCGUCUCGGCCGGCGGCCAAUGGCAAUGCGGAGGUCAAACUCCGCUCCCCGCGAGGGGCGCAGCGGUUGCUAAGUGCAGGGAGGAGACGGAUCCCGCGCCAGCAGCCCGGGGAAGGGGGAGGCGCGAGCGUGAGCGCGUGGGAGCGCGGAGGCCCGAGCCCGGAGAGGGAGCGAGCGGAGAGAGACGCCGGGGAGGCGCGCGGCAGCGAACGCCCGCCUGGGAGCCUGAGCCCCGCAGCACUGCGGCCGCGCCCUUGCCCGAGACCGUGCGGCCGCCCAGUCCCGCUCCGCCCGCCGCAGCCAGGGCUCCGAAGGAUGGAGGACUCCCGGGAGACGUCGCCGUCCUCCAACAACUCCUCGGAAGAGCUCAGCUCUGCCCUGCAGCUGUCCAAGGGCAUGUCGAUCUUCCUCGACAUACUGAGGAGAGCAGAUAAAAACGAUGAUGGAAAAUUGUCCUUUGAAGAAUUCAAAGCAUAUUUUGCAGAUGGAGUUCUGAGUGGAGAAGAAUUACAUGAGCUCUUCCAUACCAUCGACACACAUAAUACCAACAAUCUUGACACAGAAGAACUAUGUGAAUAUUUUUCCCAGCACUUGGGUGAAUAUGAGAAUGUACUAGCAGCACUUGAAGACCUAAAUCUUUCCAUCCUGAAGGCAAUGGGCAAAACAAAAAAAGACUACCAAGAGGCCUCUAAUUUGGAACAAUUUGUAACUCGAUUUUUAUUGAAGGAGACCUUGAAUCAGCUGCAGUCUCUCCAGAAUUCUCUGGAAUGUGCCAUGGAAACUACUGAGGAACAAACCCGUCAAGAAAGGCAAGGGCCGACCAAGCCGGAAGUCCUGUUGAUUCAGUGGCCUGGAAAGCGAUCAAGUCGCAGAGUCCAGAGACACAACAGCUUCUCCCCUAAAAGCCCUCAGUUUAGUGCCUGCGGCCCAGGCUUGUUAGAAGAAGAUAACCAGUGGAUGACCCAGAUCAACAGACUCCAGAAAUUAAUUGAUCGACUGGAAAAGAAGGAUCUCAAACUUGAACCACGGGAAGAAGAAGUUAUUGAAGGGAAUACUAAAUCUCACAUCAUGCUUGUCCAGCGUCAGAUGUCUGUGAUCGAAGAGGACUUGGAAGAAUUCCAGCUUGCGCUGAAACACUAUGUGGAGAGCGCAUCCUCCCAGAGUGGAUGUUUGCGUAUUUCCAUACAGAAGCUUUCCAAUGAAUCUCGGUACAUUAUUUAUGAGUUUUGGGAGAACAGCAGUGUGUGGAAUAGCCACCUUCAGACAAAUUAUAGCAAGACAUUCCAGAGAAGCAACGUGGACUUCUUGGAAACUCCAGAACUGACAUCUACUAUGCUAGUUCCUGCUUCAUGGUGGAUCCUGAACAACUAGAUGUUCCUAGACAUUUUAUGGUUCCAAGUGCAAAACAAGUAUUCUUAUUGAAAAUGUGAAUUAGAAAAUUCUCUGCAGUUACUAAUCUACUCUGUACUUUUGUUUAAUAUAUUUAAGAUGUGCACUCUUCUAAAAUGUCUUCUAUAUCUUUUAUGUGAAGUUUACCUAAAUUUUUGAAGUUCACUAUUCUCAGUCUUUGCUGUUUUGCUACAUUGUAACCUAAACCCUUCAGUGAAAGAAUCUUAAUAUGUGAAAAAAGUGUACACAUAAAGGAAAAAAAUUGUGAAAAAGAAAUGAUAAAAAAUAAUUGAAGUGGGAACUUUUAGAGUAUCACUUCAUAGGAUAGCUUUUGUAGAUUUGUCAUAAACUAUCAAGGUUAAAUCAGUGUUCUGUCAUUUUUAAGUAACUGAUUUUCUGUGAAGUUUAUUCUUUGGUCGUGCUCCCUCCAUUACCAAUUCAUGACCUUGUAAGUAUUCACUUUACUGAAAAAGCUAAUAUGUGACCCAAAAUGGUGUCCUUACAUGCAGAGAGAGCAAAAGAAGGUGCACAAAGAAAAGGCCACGUUAGGACACAGUAAGAAGGUACCAACAGCAAGCCAGAAGAGGCCUCAGAAGAAAUCAGCCUUGCUAGCACCUUGAUCUUGGAUUUCCAGGUUCUAGAACUGUGAGAAAAUACCUUUCUAUUGUUUAAGCUAAAAAAAAGUUAAUACAUGAGCAUACAAUAGUCUUGACUGUAAUCUAUAGACUUUAUAUACCUAUCAUGUUAUAAACUGGUUUUUCACAAGUGAACAAUUCUGUGAUAGUUAGGGUACCAUUUGGUACUGUAACACCAUUAUAUCAUUUAUUAUAGCAUCAUAAUUAUAUGUAGGUUCAACAAAUCAAAAAAAUAGAAUUUUACUUUGAGAAAAUUUGAUUCAAAUUUUUUGGCAUAUGAGCCAGAGGACUAAUUUACUUCUGGAAAAUAGACAUUUGCAUUUAAAUAAUAAAAUUUUAACCUAAGUAAAUGAAGAAAUACAAAAUAUAAGCACAAAAUUUUAAGAGCAUUCCCUCUUCCCAGGGAAGAUACUGGACAGAAAACCUUUUCCAGUUUUAACACUAGAAUGACAAUUCUAAUUUCACCAGAACAGUUGGUGUGUUCUGUGUACCUAGUACACUUUGCUAUACAGGCUCAUAUAGUUUUAAUAAAAUCUAUUCUGAUAAAUGCUGCUAAUAAAAAUCCAGUGCAGAUUAAGUCUAUUUCUGUUAUUCUAUAAUCCAAAUGCCUUUGCAACCACAGGUCUUCAAGGAAAAACUGUAAGGCAAUUUUUUUUUCUUUUACUGUUAGAAAACUCAGAUUGAACUAAAUUAUAUUUUUAAAUAUAAAAUUUGACCUAAAAAUUUCUCAAACGAAUUAGCUUCUAUCAAAGGUAUACCUUUGUAUAUGCCUCAGUCCUCGUCCAUCUAAGUAAUUUUUUUCAUAACUUAUACAAGACAAGGGCAGUAAAUUUUGACAUAUACACACCUACACAC
This is a messenger RNA of Mustela lutreola (European mink), 2961 nucleotides long. It is a transcript of the gene NECAB1, whose product is annotated as N-terminal EF-hand calcium binding protein 1. Gene Ontology annotation, biological process: regulation of amyloid precursor protein biosynthetic process. Lineage: Eukaryota; Metazoa; Chordata; Mammalia; Carnivora; Mustelidae. Gene Ontology annotation, cellular component: cytoplasm. The transcript has 13 exons. Bases 398 to 1453 code for a protein of 351 amino acids. Gene Ontology annotation, molecular function: calcium ion binding. The record is from RefSeq and is a predicted model, not a curated record.